Aspergillus nidulans FGSC A4 is the source of this 667-nucleotide messenger RNA. Its product is annotated as ribosomal 60S subunit protein L25. Gene Ontology annotation, cellular component: ribosome. Gene Ontology annotation, molecular function: structural constituent of ribosome. The coding region runs from base 35 to 496 and encodes 153 amino acids. The transcript is spliced from 4 exons. Lineage: Eukaryota; Fungi; Ascomycota; Eurotiomycetes; Eurotiales; Aspergillaceae. The record is from RefSeq and is a predicted model, not a curated record. Gene Ontology annotation, biological process: translation.
GCGACAAUCACGACAACAGCGCCAAACGACAGCCAUGGCCCCCGUUCAGAAGAAGACAGGCAAGUCGAAGCCCAGCGACAAGGCUGGUGCUGCCGCCAAGGCAGUCUUGAAGGGUGCAGGCGCGCACAAGACUCGCAAGAUCCGCACCUCCACCACCUUCCACCGCCCCAAGACCCUCCAGCUGUCCCGGUCUCCCAAGUACCCGCGCGUGUCCGUCCCUCACCUUCCUCGCCUCGAUGCCGCCAAGAUCAUUCUCUACCCCUUGAACACCGAGAGUGCUAUGAAGAAGAUUGAGGAGAACAACACCCUUGUGUUCAUCGUGGACGUCAAGGCCAACAAGCGACAGAUUAAGGCCGCCCUCAAGAAGCUAUACGAUGUUGAGACUGUCAAGGUCAACACUCUCGUUAGGCCCGAUGGACUGAAGAAGGCCUUUGCUCGUCUUACCCCUGAUGUUGACGCUCUCGACAUUGCUGCUACCAAGCUUGCUAUUGUCUAAGUGAUUGAUUUUCUAAUGGGUCUGGGAAAUGGUUUUCUUUUGCGCGGUGGCUUAUAUAUCGGCCCUACAGCUCCCUGCUGUUGUGCGAUAACAAAUGGCUGAAUGAAUAAAACAAAAGAGCUUUGAUGCACGAGUAUACCCUGUGUAGUUGUCAGCCAGGUUUAUUCCAUG